CAUUAUCCUCGCUUUCUGCGUUCAUCCUGGACAAAGAUAUUUUACCGCUUUUAAGAAUUGUAGUUUGUUUUGUUUUUUUUGAGCUGCAGAAACUAAAUUUUAAUCAUAAAGUAAUAAUUGAUUAGGUAAUGGCUACCUUUAAUUCAAAAUCUGUUACCCAGCGUAAAAUAGGGAAUAGUAAGCUUGAUUCUCAGUCAGUAGCUGCAUUAUUGGAUGUUGGUGGCGGAGGAACUCCAGGUCUCGCAGCCAGAGUUAGCUCAUCAUCCCGAGCCGUUAAUGUCAACAGUUGUCCAGCAAGUCAGCCGAGAAAAGGGCUUAGAAAAGAUUCGCCUUUAAGUGGCUCAUCGCAAGGCAUAAAUGUGAAGCCACCAUCAAGUGCCAAAGCACUCACGGCUAACGAAGCUGUUAAAAAGGCUCCUCCGAAGGUCGCCAGCAAAUAUGGUACUAAACCUAACCCGACGACGAGCACCCAACAGACAACGACGGAGGAACCGUCUCAAUUAAAUUGCCAGUCUCAACUCCAGACCAAAUACUUCGUAAAUGAAGAAGAUGGAAACCAAUUGUUUCAUCGAUGGAGUGGAACAGAAAAAGUCCCCAUUGAUAAAAAAACGAACAGUUGGGAAAGUGGGAGCGGAGGAUGGGCCGGGGUGCUUGAGUCGACAGAGGAGACAGCUUUGGAGCACAAUCACAAGGACGAGGAUAAAUACAGCAAUAAGGACCAGCAGCCAUCUUCUAAUGGUGUCCAAGCUGUUAAUGGCCCCGUUAAAAUGUUCCUCGCACGAGAGUCUGCUCAGCGAAGUCGAAGCGUUCCUAAUGGAUUUGGCCUUUAUCAAUCCGACCAUCCAAAUUGUUUCCCCUUUCCCCCAGAGAAAAUUUCAUCGCAACAAAUUUCUGCAACAGGGAAUUCUAUGAUUUGUAGCCCAACCUGCACUGGACUACACUUUUGUCUUCACACAAUUGGCACAUUUCUUCCCGCUGUGUCAUCGCCACAUCAACGAGUCGCUUAUCGUAGUCAACAGCAAACAGUUGAUGAAACGAAUGAACAUCACGCCGAAAUCAACGGUGAUUCUAAACAAAUAUCUGGGCCACCCAAACUCGAGGUUUCUUUCCAAGAAGCAUUCAGCAGCCUUCUCAAAAUUCGAAAUGUCGCAACCCAAUCGGAAAUGUGUAGUUUGGAGGAUUAUAAAAACAUUGCCGCAAUUGAGACAUUGCUGCUGAAAGUGUUUUCCCAAAAUUCGUCCAAACAGAAAAACUAAUCCAACUCACGUUAUUCAUGUAUGAUAAGUAUGCCAGUCGCCUUGAAGUAAUUAAGUUUGAUCUCUCUAUUUUCUAAUCUAAUUUGGUAAAUUGUAUGGGAAACAUAAUAAUCUAUCUUGUGCACCUUUAAUUUAACUUAAUGUGCAUUUGCCUCUCCCUGUGCUUAAAUAAUUUUAUUGAGAUAAUAUAAUUCUCCUUCUUAAUAAGUCCUUACUUAUAAGAUAAGUGUAUGUUUAUUAAUACGUCUUAUAACUGUAUGAAAGCAUAUUUAAAUUAUGAAACGUGAUAUUGGGAGAAAUAAAUCAGUAUAAUUUUUGUGAUCAAUUUAAAACAAAA
This is a messenger RNA of Folsomia candida, 1593 nucleotides long. RefSeq lists its product as uncharacterized. Lineage: Eukaryota; Metazoa; Arthropoda; Collembola; Entomobryomorpha; Isotomidae. The transcript is spliced from 5 exons. The record is from RefSeq and is a predicted model, not a curated record. The coding region runs from base 129 to 1256 and encodes 375 amino acids.